UUUGUCACUCCUCCAAUUACCAGCUUCAGGCACAUCACAGCAACACCUGACAACAGCUGCAGACGUUCUUCAGCCGGCUGCGUCACAACCUCCAGACAUGCAACGAACCCCAGGAACCACGGUUCCUGCUUCGUUAGAGAGAGACAGGAGGGGAGCCCCAGAAUGCCAGCGAACGUGUCGCCUGGUCGUGGAAAACAGGCAGAUGACUGUGUAUGUGGUCGGCACCACUUUGAGUGCGAACCCGAGCAGGAGCGCUCCUCCCGGUGCAAAGUUUUUCUCAGUUAAGUGCACGGACAAUGUUCAGUACACGCUCAACCCCCCGCCUCAGGAGACGUCACACCUCGCUCCGAUUCCUCUCCGAGGCAACUCCGUUCUUCUGAUCAGCAUGAGCCGCGCCAGCCAGUCUGAAAAUGACAGCAAGAUUUCUGUCCAGUACUAUGGAAAUAAUAAAGAGGUUCUGGGAAAAGCAGUUCUGCACUUGACAGCUGUUGAGAUCUCCCUGGAUGUGGACGCUGACAGAGACGGCGUCGUGGAGAAAAACAACCCCAACAAGAGCUCCUGGAAGUGGGGUCCUACUGGGCACGGGGCCAUCCUCCUGGUGAACUGUGACUCGGAGCAGACCUACGUCAAGAAACUGGACAGCGAGCAGGACUACGUCUCCAAAGCGUCUGACCUCCAGGACAUGUCCCCCAUGGUGCUGCGCACCAAAGGCCCCGCCAAGCUGCCCAAGGGCUACAAGCUCACCAUGCACAUGUCCCAGGGCGACGCGGAGAGCGUCAGAGUCUUCAGGACCAAAUCCCCCGACGUGAAUAGCUCCAUGGCUGAGAAAGUCCUGUCCAAAUACUUCCUAAGAGACUACCCGCUGGUGCUGAGCAGGGAGGUGCUGUCUCAGGAGGUGCCGUACCUGGGAGGCGAGGCGGAGAUGAGGUUCUAUGUGGAGGGCCUUCGCUUUCCUGAUAAAGACUUCAAUGGGCUCAUCAGCAUCAACCUCAGCCUCUUAGAGCCUGUCAAUGAGGGUCUCCCUGAGACGCCCAUUUUCACCGACAAAGUUGUGUUCAGAGUGGCGCCGUGGAUCAUGACACCCAACACCCUGAAGCCUGUAGAGGUCUUUGUCUGCAGUACAUCUGAUAACUAUCAGUUCCUGAAAGGAAUGAGGAACCUUGUUGGAAUGAGUGGCUACAAGCUGAAGAUCUGCCACGAGUAUGAGAACAGAGGCGAUCGCUGGAUGCAGGAUGAGCUUGAGUUUGGGUACAUCGACUCCCCUCAUCACGGGUUCCCCGUUGUGCUGGACUCCCCUCGAGACGGCGAUCUCAUGGACUUCCCCUACAACGACCUUCUGGGCCCAGACUUCGGCUACGUGACGAGGACGGCUCAGAGGAAGGACGUGAGCAGUCUGGACUCCUUUGGUAACCUGGAGGUUAGCCCCCCUGUGACUGUGAGGGGGAAGCACUACCCGCUGGGCAGAAUCAUCAUCGGAGUGGCCUUUCCUACGGCGACUAAAGGCCGAAACAUGACGAAAGUGGUUCAGGAGUUCCUGUGGGCGCAGAAGGUGCAGGAGCCCAUCGCCCUGUUCUCUGACUGGCUCAUCGUCGGCCACGUGGACGAGUUCAUGAGCUUCGUCCCUGCGCCCGAUAGAAAGGGCUUCCGGCUGCUGCUGGCCAGCCCAGACGCCGCCUACAAGCUGUUCCGGGGCCUGCAGAGGGACGGUCACGGAAAGGCCAAGCUGUUCGACGGUCUCAACGAUGUGCAACAAAUAACGGUGAACGAGUUACUGGAGGACGAACAAUUCCAGUCUGAAAACGACUACGUGCAGAACUGCAUCGACUGGAACAGAGACGUGCUGAAGCGGGAGCUGGGCCUGGACGACGAGGACAUCAUCGACCUGCCCAUCCUCUUCAAGCUGGAGGAGGACAAGCAGGUGCACCGGGCCGUGGCUUUCUACCCCGACAUGGUCAACAUGAUCGUCCUGGGGAAGAACCUGGGCAUCCCCAAGCCCUUUGGGCCCAGGGUGAACGGACGCUGUGCGCUGGAGGCGGAGAUGUGCUCCCUGAUGGAGGGCCUGGGUCUGAGCUGCACCUUCAUAGACGACUUCGCCUCCUACCACAAGCUGCUGGGAGAGGUGCACUGCGGCUCCAACGUGCGCAGGGAACCGUUCGCCUUCAAGUGGUGGAACCUGGAGAUGUGAAUGGGAUCUAAACGGUGCAUGGGUUAAUGGGUUCUUAUUCUUAAGAUUUCAGGUCAUGAUGAAACCUGGGUGGUGGGACACAAACAAUGUUUUCUGUUGUUUUGUGGACUUUUUAUAGCAGUGACUGAUGCAUCAUUGUGGCCUUACCCUGCAGAAGUCAUGACAAAGGUCUGAUAUGCAUCUUCAUCUUUAUUAAAUAUUUUUCCAUUU
Betta splendens (Siamese fighting fish) is the source of this 2395-nucleotide messenger RNA. It is a transcript of the gene padi2, whose product is annotated as peptidyl arginine deiminase, type II. Lineage: Eukaryota; Metazoa; Chordata; Actinopteri; Anabantiformes; Osphronemidae. Gene Ontology annotation, molecular function: calcium ion binding; protein-arginine deiminase activity. The record is from RefSeq and is a predicted model, not a curated record. Gene Ontology annotation, cellular component: cytoplasm. The coding region runs from base 98 to 2185 and encodes 695 amino acids. The transcript is spliced from 16 exons.